Messenger RNA from Solea solea (common sole), 1974 nucleotides. RefSeq lists its product as uncharacterized. NCBI's taxonomy places the organism in Eukaryota, Metazoa, Chordata, Actinopteri, Pleuronectiformes, Soleidae. The record is from RefSeq and is a predicted model, not a curated record. The coding region runs from base 331 to 1974 and encodes 547 amino acids. The transcript has 3 exons.
GGGAAGGGUGGGGUGGAGGUGCAGCCAGAGGGAGCGUCAAGAACGUGGGUGGAACUGACAGACGGGGCGAAGUUGUCAGGGAAAUGAAGGACUAAGCAAGACAGUGUCUGCAACACAGAGUGCAGCUGACAUCAACAGAAGACAGAGACAUGGUUGGAGAGAACAAGGAGUGACUGAGGGGAAAAACAAGAGAUCAGCAGCCAACCGUUGCCACUUUAUCUUUUCCAUCUAUAUACGGAAACCACUGGAUAAUUUAUAAGCCUCUCCCUCUGGCUGUGUUGGAGUGUGUGUGUCAAAAGAGAGAGGGGCUCUGCUGUGCUCACCACCAACAUGCUGUGUCCUGCUGCUGUCAGUGUAGUUGCUGCGGCUGUCUGGCUGCUGGCAGUGUUGGGCCCAGGCCUGUCUCUUUCAUCUGAGGACAACUCCGAGCCAGGCUUCACCCUUUGCAGUCAUUGCUUCUACAGACAGACACCACCUCAGGGAGCCUCUGCAGAGCUGCUGCUGCAUCCAGUCUGCCACAGACUACCCAAGGGACAGACGUUUGCCACACUGUCCAAACAAAACUGUGACACAGCUGUCUACUCUGCCUUCUAUCUCAAGCAUGGAUGGACAGAGGGAGAGGAGGGGGAAGACCUUUCGUCAGAGAAAGAGGACAACAACGUUAAAGUGCCAGUACCAGCUCUCCUCAGAGAUCCUUCUAAUCCCAUCUUGCCCUCAGACUCCCCUCUGCAACACUGGGACUCAACAGUCACAACACUGGUUCAGUCAAGCUUUAUUCCCCAGUGCAGCACUUUAGGGGGGGAUCUUUACGUCCUGACUGGGGCGGGAGGUCUUCAGGCUGCUGAAGAUGGAGAUGAGGAGUGUCAGACGGAGCCUUUGUGGUCUGCUGUAUGCUGUGCGGUCCCAGAGGGGAAGGGUGGCUUCAGCACUGGAUUAAUCAGAGAGACGGGAGGGAGGGACAGGCAAGUGAGCACAAAGGAGCUGCAGGAGAUGCUGGGAAUGGCAGAGAUGUUCUCCGAAGGCUGCGGAGGAGCAGACAUAGAGACUGUUGGAGCUGUCAUAGGUCUUCACAGUGAGGGGAACCCUGAAAAUAUAGAAACCAAAAAUGUAGAUGCUCCCAGCGAAGAGACACAAGAAAAAGAUGCAAAAUCAGUCUCUACUGAUCCAGUUACUGAAGGAGAGAAUAAUGUUAAUGCUCAACCAGAGGAUGUCACUCAGGAAACUUCAGCAGAGGCAGUGAAAUCAGAGAACAGCAGUGAAGAGCAGGGUGAUGCCAGGCGUUCAGGAGCUGUCACAUCAGAGGCUCCUGAGUCAUCAAUGGACCGUGAGACUGUGGAUGAACAGGAGGCCGAUGAAAAAUCCACCAGUACUCUGGUCUACCUCCUUUCCACUACUGUGUCUAUUCUUAAAGCGCCACUGCAUCCUGUGGUCUCCACAGUCUCCCAGUUAUCUGGUCAGGUGACAUAUGUUCUUCAGGAAGACCUUGGUGUUCUCUGUGGCUUGCCUGGAGAAACCUUCUCCUUGCUGCACCUCUUGACAUCUGACCUCUUGUCCUGGAUGGGCUUGGGUGUAGAUUUGGUACUAGGUGCUGGAGAAACCUGCUUCUCCAACGUCUACUACUGCACCUCCUCCAUGGUGGGAGCCCUGUUCAGCAACUGUCACACUGGCGUGACUGGUGUGGGUACCCUGGCCGGUGACACAGUUGGGGUAUUUGGUGGUGCGUUGGAUAAUGCUUGGUGGGUGACCAAGUUCUUUGGAGGGCGUCUGUGGGACCACAGUGAGGGAUAUGUAGGAACUGUGAUGUCAGAGAUGGGGGGUCAGACUAAAGCUGUAGGUGGAGGGUUGGGGAGGCUGGUGUGGAGAAUUGGAAAGGGAGUGUAUAAUGUGUUUUGGGUGGGAGGGGGUACCAUAAUGGGUAUCAUAGAUCUGGUCUUUGGCUCAGUUAGAGAGGCAUUUGGACAGGAGUCGGAGUGA